This is a messenger RNA of Aspergillus calidoustus, 444 nucleotides long. NCBI's taxonomy places the organism in Eukaryota, Fungi, Ascomycota, Eurotiomycetes, Eurotiales, Aspergillaceae. The record is from the annotation of a GenBank genome assembly.
AUGGAACUACCCAGGCUAGAAGAGGAGACAUCAACCAAGCUCCCAUCAUCGUCACCAGCACAUGUUCAAGCGCCUGAAAAGCAACAAACAAGCCGGUGCGCAAGCAAAAUUUGGAGACUCAACUUCGCUUUUGUUCUCGGCAUCUUGAUCCGGGGCGUUGCUGGGUUGGUCCCGUCAAUUAUCCAUUAUAGCGGCCACCGACAGAGAUCUGCAGGUGGAGGAGGGCGGACUGCACCUGUUACUAUUGGUGGUCGCUUCACAAACAUUCAGGCCAAAGCAAUCGACUUGCUUUGUGCGAUUAUUCUGGCUCCACUCCUUAUGGUAGUCCUUGAUUAUGUUUGGUUCAGCAACGUCCGCGCAUCCGUCGUCAACAAGCAGUCUCCAGUACCACUGCCCUCCCUUGUCGAAGCUCGAAGCGAGUACCACAUCAGGUGGAAGUUUUGA